Molecule: messenger RNA, 512 nt
Organism: Gilbertella persicaria
Lineage: Eukaryota; Fungi; Mucoromycota; Mucoromycetes; Mucorales; Choanephoraceae
Exons: 2
Coding region: 40-450 (136 amino acids)
Cellular component (GO): mitochondrial large ribosomal subunit
Molecular function (GO): structural constituent of ribosome
Source: RefSeq, a predicted model, not a curated record
UUUUUCUUUUUCUUCUUCUCUCUCUUUGUUUUUUGUAACAUGUUGUCUGCACAACCCGCCUAUGCUCUUGCAAGAGCUACAUUUAAGCGUGCUCAACGUGGUCUUUUUGGCGGAAAGCAUAUUCAAUUUGGUAACAAUAACCCCUUUUCAAAGAAAAAGACUAGACGCAACUGGUUGCCCAACGUUCAAACCAAAAACUUGUAUUCUGAAUCUCUUUCUGAAUUUAUCAAAGUUAAAGUCACAACCUCUGUUUUACGUACUAUUGAUAAGAAGGGUGGUUUGGACAAGUACCUUUUAGAGACCAAAGACAAAAAUUUAUUUAGUGAAAAGGCAGCCGAGUUAAAGAACAAGAUUAUCAAUCACAACAAAUAUCAAGCUAGAAAAGUGAAGCAAUCAUCAUCACCAACAACAACAACAGCAACAACAACCGAAGCAUCAACAUCAGCAUAAAUAUUUUUUUGUAAAUUAAGAGAAUAAAAAAAAAAGCGACAGUGUGACGCGCUUAGAAAGUU